This is a messenger RNA of Peromyscus eremicus (cactus mouse), 730 nucleotides long. Its product is annotated as vomeronasal secretory protein 2-like. Bases 112 to 564 code for a protein of 150 amino acids. Lineage: Eukaryota; Metazoa; Chordata; Mammalia; Rodentia; Cricetidae. The record is from RefSeq and is a predicted model, not a curated record. The transcript has 7 exons. Gene Ontology annotation, molecular function: small molecule binding.
AAUGCAGCUGUUCCUGCUGACGAUAGACCUGACGUGCUCUCGGUGGUGCAGGCAGGCGACAUUAGUCAUCAUGAAUGUGCCGUGACAGACAAGGUCUCAGGGAUAUGGUACAUGAAGGCCACAGUGAAUGACCUGAACAGCACAGAGUGGAAGAGCCCUAAGGAAGAAUUCCCUUUUGUAGUGAGAGUCCUGGAGAAGGGAAACAUGGAGGUCAUGACUGUUUCCAUGUCUAAUGGUGAGUGCCUGCAGGUUGACGUCCUGUUGGAGAAAACAAAGAAGCCUGGCCAAUACAGUGCCUUUUGGGGCACAUAUCUCAUGUACAUCUAUGAGCUGCCAGUGAUGGACCACUACAUCUUCUACAGUGAAAGCCAGUUCUUUGAGCAGAAAGUCUAUGUGGGAGAGCUCAUAGGGAAGGAUCCCACAGAAAAUUACGAGGCCCUAGAGGAUUUCAAGAAAUUCGCAAAGCAGAAAGGCUUUCCACAAGAAAACAUCAUUGUGCCUGAGCAGAGAGAUAUGUGUUCCCCUAAAGAUCACUUUGCUGCCCCUCAGAACUGCAAACCCUGAGCCAACUCUGUACCAAUGCAUAGUAAUGCCUUUCCUGGAGUACCCGUCUUCCUGGACUGCAUGGCACUGAGACACAUCCUUCAAGACCAUCUCACUACCUGUUGGACCACACUCCUGCUAGGACCCUCUGUUUCACCCCAAACCCAAGUAAAGCCUUAAGCAGCCA